This is a messenger RNA of Syngnathus acus (greater pipefish), 2646 nucleotides long. RefSeq names its product nuclear factor of activated T-cells, cytoplasmic 2. Bases 117 to 2525 code for a protein of 802 amino acids. NCBI's taxonomy places the organism in Eukaryota, Metazoa, Chordata, Actinopteri, Syngnathiformes, Syngnathidae. Gene Ontology annotation, biological process: cytokine production; calcineurin-NFAT signaling cascade; regulation of transcription by RNA polymerase II. The record is from RefSeq and is a predicted model, not a curated record. Gene Ontology annotation, cellular component: transcription regulator complex. The transcript is spliced from 10 exons. Gene Ontology annotation, molecular function: DNA-binding transcription factor activity, RNA polymerase II-specific; RNA polymerase II cis-regulatory region sequence-specific DNA binding; transcription factor binding.
UCGAGCACUUCCCCAAAACUACAAUACUUCUUUCACAUUGUGGGUCGGCUGUUGCCGUUGAGGGCUUUAUUCUUUGGAAAAUCAUAAUAUCAUCAGAUAUAUAUGAGAGUGAGGAGAUGGCAUCUGACAUCUGUCAGGAAGAGUUGGACUUUUCAGACUUGUUUCUCUACAAUGCACCUGGCGAGGACUUUUCUGCUGGCUAUAUCCCAGAUGACGGCAAUCAACCCGCCGUACUUGAGGAUAGGCCAGCCGAAGACAGCUCAUCAGAGGUGGCAUUUGGCUCCGGGUACCCGAGAACAAGACGGGAGCUCAUUCCGGCUCCCGGUCCCAGGAUUGAGAUCACUCCAUCGGCGGGGGACUGUUUCACCCUUCAGGCCUUAGAGCAAAGCCCCGGCUUCAAAGCCCUUGGAGCCUACCGGGAGUGCGCGAGCCCCGCGAGCAGCAACUCCUCCGCAGGUUUAACAGCGGAUGGGUGCUCUCCAUCAGUAUCGCCAUGCAUCUCCCCUUCCAACAGAGGAGCUUGUGCCACGGAGCACUCCACCAUAGAUAUCUGCUCCUUUAUUCAGGAUAUCCAAACAUCUUCAGCCCAGUCUUCUCCUGCCAAUAGCUUCAGCGAGGAGCUCUUUCUCCUGCCUGAGCACCGAGUCCCCCCCUCGCUAUUUGUCCACCGACGUUGCCGUUCUGCGUCACCGCAAGGCAAGCGCGCGCACGAGCAGGUCCUUCCUUGUCCGGGGGCCACUCCUGUCAAACAACGUUCCCGUAGCCCGAGUCCUAUCCCACUGCACGGCUCCUACCCCCUCCAUCACAGCCAGGUUCCGGAUGAGCACCAGAGCCAAGGCCAGGCCUCCGGGCUGUGCUUAAACGACAAGGUGAGCGGCCGCAUCUUUUCUCAAGAUGUGGCGUUAGGUGCAAAUAGGCAGAGGCCAGCUUGCGUGUACAGGGAGGGUCACCACGAGCUGGAGAGGGUUGGCAGGCUAGAAGAUGAAGCCAGACUUGGAGGCUUCCGUGUACUCCCAACUUCAUGGGCUCCUCCUCAUCCCGUCCACUUUGGAGCAUUCGGAGGUCUAUCCUUGGCACCUCUACCUUCUCUGGACUGGCCGUUACCCAGCCGGACGAGUCAGUACGAGCUAGUGAUCAAGUCCCAGCCCAGGUCUCACCACAGAGCUCACUACGAGACAGAGGGUAGCCGCGGACCUGUCAAAACACCUACCGGAGGACACCCUGAAGUCCAGCUCCUGGGUUACAGAGGCACGGCGCCGCUCGGCCUGCAGGUCUUCAUCGGCACGGCCGACGAAAGGCUGAUGAAAGCUCACGCCUUCUACCAGGCCCACCGCAUCACCGGCAAGACCGUGACCACGCCCUGCACGGAAAGGAUGCUCAACGGGACCAAAGUGUUAGAAAUCCCUCUCCAGCCAAACAACCACAUGACAGUGGUGGUCGACUGCGUCGGAAUUCUCAAGCGGAAAAACAUUGACAUCGAGCUGCGGAACGGCGAGACCGACGUCGGACGCAAAAACACUCGUGUGCGCUUGGUGUUUCGUGUUCACGUACCGCAACCUGGAGGCCAAUGGGUGUCACUCCAAGCGGCCUCUCAUCCAAUCGAAUGCUCCCAGCAUUCAGCUCAGGAGAUCCCUCUGGUCAAGAUGCAGAACCUGGACCGAUGCUCCGUACUUGGUGGCCAACAAAUGAUCCUGACCGGGCAGAACUUCAGUUAUGACGCCAGAGUGAUGUUCUCAGAGAAGGCACACGACGGCCAACAAAUCUGGGAGGUGGAGGCAAAUGUGGAGCGAGAGAACAAACAAUCUAAUAUGUUGAUUGUUCUGGUGCCUCCGUAUCGGGAUGGCACCAUUUGUCACCCGGCCAAAGUCAACUUCUAUGUCAUCAAUGGGAAGAAGAAGCGCAGUGAGCCUCGCCACUUGAUCUACACCCCCGUGAUAGACAUUAAAACAGAGCCACUGGAUGGGUGGCAAGAGCGUGACUACUCCCACCCUCGGUCCGACACGCAAACAAAGUCACCCUUCCGUCGGCCGGAGAAGGAGAGAAGUCUCCAACCGUUCAGUGUGCUCGCAUCAGAUCCGUGGAAUUACCACGCAGUCCUUUACCAGUCAAGGACAACUGGUCUCAUCAAUGAGCCAGAUAUUUUACACCCUACAAACCAGCUUUAUCAUCCAAGCAAUGCUACCAGCAUCCGCAAAGUUCGGGGUUCCAAUGUCCUAACGGCAACAGACAAACUGAGUCAGGUUCCUCAGGCCUAUUCAUCGACAAGACUUCAAAGUUUUGUGCAAGCAAAGAUGGCGUCUUCCAGAUUGGUCCAAAGUGACACAUGUGGGAAGUCUUCACCCCGGACGGACUCGAGCGGCGCCGACCGAGAAUCUCAGACUCAUCAUGAGAGGGUUGCAGUAAAACAGGAGGACCUUAGCUGUGUCUACCUUGAAGACGUGAAUGACAUCAUACGAAGAGACCUGACAGCUCAUCACAGUGACGCUGCUGGAGGCCACCCAGACUCCAAGAAGAACGUGACAUAAUCGGAAAAAAAAUCAAACCCGCUCAUCACCGACAUCGUCGGCUUUUGCAUUGACUGCUUUGUGAUGUCAUCAGUGAUUUUUAAGUCAGCUUUUACAAGUUGUACCUUUCAAGUGAUUGUGA